This is a messenger RNA of Saccoglossus kowalevskii, 314 nucleotides long. Its product is annotated as cystathionine gamma-lyase-like. The record is from RefSeq and is a predicted model, not a curated record. Gene Ontology annotation, cellular component: cytoplasm. Gene Ontology annotation, molecular function: cystathionine gamma-lyase activity; pyridoxal phosphate binding. Gene Ontology annotation, biological process: transsulfuration. NCBI's taxonomy places the organism in Eukaryota, Metazoa, Hemichordata, Enteropneusta, Harrimaniidae.
GAUUGCCAAAUCAUCCACAAUAUGAACUAGCAAAGAAACAGAUGAAAGGUUUCAGUGGCAUGGUUUGUUUCUGGUUGAAAGGAGGAUUUGAUGAAGCUGAAAUAUUCUUAAACAAAUUACAGCUAUUCAAGAAUGCAGCCAGUCUUGGAUCAGUCCAUAGUCUUGCUGAGCAUCCUUCAACAUUAACUCAUACUGGUUUAUCUGAAGAAGAAAGACAAUCUCUGGGAAUUACCAAUAAUUUUAUUAGAUUAUCCAUUGGUCUUGAGUCAGCUGAUGAUCUUGUACAAGAUUUGGAUCAAGCUUUGAAACAUGCG